Messenger RNA from Mercurialis annua (annual mercury), 756 nucleotides. Its product is annotated as ethylene-responsive transcription factor LEP-like. NCBI's taxonomy places the organism in Eukaryota, Viridiplantae, Streptophyta, Magnoliopsida, Malpighiales, Euphorbiaceae. Gene Ontology annotation, biological process: regulation of DNA-templated transcription. Gene Ontology annotation, molecular function: DNA-binding transcription factor activity; DNA binding. The transcript has a single exon. The record is from RefSeq and is a predicted model, not a curated record. Bases 258 to 656 code for a protein of 132 amino acids.
UCUUUAUUUACUAGUUAACACGUGAUCUACUUUUUAGUGUUUCAAUACAUGGUUGAACCGUGAACUAGUGACCAUACUGAUUAGCGAUCGGUUGGAUUUUUAAAACAAGGGCAAAUAUAAUAGUAGAACAAAACAAACCAUGCAUCACUCUAUAGCUGCCGAUCAUCCUACCUAGUAUGUGUAUAUAAACUAACCCUAUUAUUUUCCCUCUUGCAUUCCAUAACAUAAAAAAACAAGAAAAUAAAAAGAGAAAAAGAAUGGAAAAUGUGACUCCAUUGUUCUUUAGGAACCCAAAAAGAAGCUCAAGGCAAUCAAGUAAAUAUCUUGGAGUAAGAAGAAGGCCAUGGGGAAGAUAUGCAGCAGAGAUUCGAAAUCCGUAUUCUAAAGAAAGACAUUGGCUCGGCACUUUUGACACGCCCGAAGAAGCUGCCAUUGCAUAUGACUUGUCUUCCAUUUCUUUUAGUGGCAUUCAAGCAGCUCGUACUAAUUUUUACUACCCUUUCAUGGCUUUAACAUCUCCUCCUCCUCAAGCAUUGCCUCCGCCGCCUCCGCCUCCGCCGCCAUCUCCGGAAGUGGAAGAGUGUGAACAAGUUAGCAUGGAUGAUGAUGAUUCUGUGGUUAUUGCUACUAUCUUGCGAAGCUUCUGCUCAUUGUGAUUUCUUAUAGCCUUAAACUAUGUGAUUCCUUAUAGCUUUAAACUAUUUACACGGAAAUAAAUGUUACAUAGAAUGACAAUGUUAGACAAGCUUGUCGAAU